Sorghum bicolor (sorghum) is the source of this 1326-nucleotide messenger RNA. RefSeq names its product secretory carrier-associated membrane protein 3. NCBI's taxonomy places the organism in Eukaryota, Viridiplantae, Streptophyta, Magnoliopsida, Poales, Poaceae. Gene Ontology annotation, cellular component: trans-Golgi network membrane; recycling endosome membrane. The record is from RefSeq and is a predicted model, not a curated record. The transcript is spliced from 12 exons. Gene Ontology annotation, biological process: protein transport. Bases 101 to 949 code for a protein of 282 amino acids.
AGUCGAAGGCAGCGCGGCAGGUAGCACGGCACUAGCAGGUAGCAGCGGUUGGCCACCAGCACCCGACGCCGGAGGCCCGGAGGAGGAGGAGGCGGCGGCGAUGGCGGGGAAGCACGGGCGCAACGGCUACGACGACGACAACGUCAACCCCUUCGCGGGAGGAAGUGUUCCACCUGCCACCAAUUCUCGUCUCUCACCUCUAUCACAUGAACCGGCUGAUUUCUACAAUGUGGACAUUCCUCUCGACUCAUCAAAGGAUCUGAAGAAAAAGGAGAAAGAACUCCAGGCUAUGGAGGCUGAGCUAAACAAAAGAGAACGGGAAUUGAAAAGGAAGGAAGAGGCAGCAUCCCGAGCUGGCAUUGUGAUAGAAGAGAAAAAUUGGCCUCCCUUUUUUCCCCUCAUCCACCACGACAUUUCCAAUGAGAUACCUAUCCAUCUACAAAGGAUGCAGUACCUUGCAUUCUCGUCAUUCUUGGGAUUGGUAGCGUGUCUCUUUUGGAAUAUCAUAGCAACUACAACAGCAUGGAUUAAAGGGGAAGGUGUUAUGAUCUGGCUGCUUGCCAUUAUCUACUUCAUAUCUGGUGCACCUGGGGCUUAUGUGUUAUGGUAUCGACCUCUUUAUAAUGCAAUGAGAACUGAGAGCGCUUUGAAGUUUGGGUGGUUUUUUCUAUUUUACAUGAUUCAUAUAAUCUUCUGUGUGUGGGCAGCUGUGGCUCCUCCAUUCCCUUUCAAAGGAAAAUCUUUGGCUGGGAUUUUACCUGCAAUUGAUGUCAUAAGCAAGAAUGCUAUUGUGGGGAUAUUUUACUUUGUUGGAUUUGGCUUGUUCUGCCUUGAAUCACUUCUGAGCAUCGGUGUCAUUCAGCAAGUAUACAUGUAUUUCCGUGGAAGUGGAAAAGCUGCAGAGAUGAAACGUGAGGCAGCACGUAGUGCUCUAAGUUCAGCCUUCUGAUGAACAGAGGGCGGUGUGAUCACAGCCAGUUGAUGGAUAGAAGGAAAUGAGAUGUGCCAAAUGAGCCACGUGGAUUUGGAUCUCUGAAAUCGUACAGCUGAUCAUCUUUUUGCUCUUCUGUAAAAUAUGAACAAUCCUCAUAUGGAUGCGUCAGGGUUCACUUAUUGCCAUGGUUUAGGUGUCGUUGAUAGGGAAAACGGUGAAGUUUUUUGUAGUAGUGAAUAUAAUGUAUCUUCAUCAUACGUUUGCAUGUGAGUGUAAUAGCUUGGUGGUCAUUUUUCUUGUGGUAUGAAUGCAGGUUUGCUGUGUUUUCGGCCAAGGCAAAAACACUUGUUUUAUGACACUUCCUGCCAACCAUUUUUGGUGCAAGAAUCGUA